Scatophagus argus is the source of this 9958-nucleotide messenger RNA. It is a transcript of the gene mast2, whose product is annotated as microtubule associated serine/threonine kinase 2. NCBI's taxonomy places the organism in Eukaryota, Metazoa, Chordata, Actinopteri, Scatophagidae. Gene Ontology annotation, cellular component: microtubule cytoskeleton. Gene Ontology annotation, molecular function: magnesium ion binding; ATP binding; protein serine/threonine kinase activity. The transcript has 32 exons. The record is from RefSeq and is a predicted model, not a curated record. Gene Ontology annotation, biological process: peptidyl-serine phosphorylation; intracellular signal transduction. Bases 800 to 6928 code for a protein of 2042 amino acids.
GGCAGCUAGACGCUGCAGUGCCAGAGUCAGGAAACAAGCAGAUCCGUUCCGUGCCGUGGCUGUAGUUCAGCACCCAGGCGGACCCGGUGUGUGCACACAGAGCUUAGCUUUUAAGUGAGGAUGGACGAAACGCUCACUGUCGGAUAAACCACCACGACGAAUAAAGCGCCCCGGAUUCUGGCGGGAACCAAGCGGGAUCGUCCGAUAGGAGUGAAGGCAGAGCUGCCAUGGGCGCCACGGUGUUUCUGGGCAGGUAAACGUUAGCAGGUAGCCUGCCUAGCCGCUCAGCUAGUCACGCAGCUGGCAGCUAGCUCAGGCAGCUAGCAGAAGCAGCCGCCAACGAGUUGGGUUGGAUGAACUCUUGCCAGAGACGGUGCGAAGAGAGCCCAGAAUGGGUCGUGGUUUCCCUGUAGACCCUAAACUGCCCGUGUGAACGAACAACAGCCGCUCUUUUUGUUGCCUUCAAGGAGAACCGAGUGGCUGCCGGAGCCGCAGGGUUGAUUGACAGCUUGUCACAACGGGUUUUCCAGAUGUGGCGUCAGCACAAAGAGUGCUGCUAGGCUCCAGCUGGCUCGUCGCAGCCGCAGGACUGGCUGCUGACCAGGAAUGGCUGGCUGGAACCAGCUCUUGAGUCUCCUCUCAACCCAGCAUCGACACGCCGAGGGGUCACUGAGCUCCACACCCGCCGAACUCACACGCUGCUAGGCAGCUAACCGAGAGCACCGAAGGCGCGACACAACGGGCUGUCAGCUGGGCCGGAGCCACACGCAGGGAGUGUUUUUCCAGUCAAAGGUGGAAAAUGAGGAGGACGGAGAACAAAAACAAGAGGAAACUCUGUAACGCGGAGCAGCAUCAGAGCGGGGCAGAAGAAAAAGAUGCGAAAGAGUUUGGGGCUCCUCCUCCUCUCCUCUUCAGGAAGCUGAGUAACCCCGACCUGUCGCCCGCAGCCUCCGCCGCUACCAAGUCCAAACUGCACCGACAGCUGAGCCAAGACGAAAGCUGGGCCCGCCGCAGCAGCCUGGCCAUGACCGGUAAGCAGCUGCUGCCUCUGUCCAGCAGUCUGCAUGCUGGGGUGAGUCAGCUGGCCUGGCAGGGGCCUGGGACCACCGGGGGAGUGUCUGCAGGAGGAGAGGUGAACAACCUGGUCCGUAUGAGGAGCCAAGCCUUGGGACAGUCUGCUCCGUCGCUCACCGGCCUGAAGGAGCUGAGCCUUCCCAGAAGAGGCAGUUUCUGUCGGACCAGCAACAGGAAGAGCCUGAUUGUGACGUCCAGCACCUCCCCCACUCUGCCUCGACCACACUCACCUCUGCAUGGACACACAGGCACCAGCCCUUUGGACAGCCCUCGUAACUUCUCCCCGAACACGGCUGCACACUUCUCCUUCGUACCUGCACGCAGUCACGGACACAGAGCUGACAGGACGGAUGGCAGACGCUGGUCUCUGGCCUCGUUGCCCUCCUCUGGCUAUGGCACCAACACUCCCAGCUCCACUGUCUCGUCCUCCUGUUCAUCUCAGGAGAAGCUGCACCAGCUGCCCUUCCAGCCCACUCCGGACGAGCUGCACUUCCUCACCAAACACUUCAGCUCUGAGAGCAUCACGGACGAGGAAGGACGCCGCUCCCCCGCCAUGAGACCGCGCUCCCGCAGCCUCAGCCCCGGACGCUCGCCCGUCUCCUUCGACCACGAGAUUGUGAUGAUGAACCACGUGUACAAGGAGAGGUUCCCCAAGGCGACGGCUCAAAUGGAGGAGCGUCUGGCCGAGCUGCUGUCCUCCUCCGCUCCGGAAAAGGUCUGCCCGCUGGCCGACGGGGUCCUGAGCUUCAUCCACCAUCAGCUGAUCGAGCUGUCCAGGGACUGCCUGGAGAAGAGCAGAGACGGCCUCAUCACCUCCCGCUACUUCUACGAGCUGCAGGAGAACCUGGAGAAGCUGCUGCAGGAUGCUCACGAGCGCUCGGAGAGCGUGGAGGUCACCUUCGUCACGCAGCUCGUCAAGAAGCUGAUGAUCAUCAUCGCCCGGCCGGCGCGUCUGCUGGAGUGUCUGGAGUUUGAUCCCGAGGAGUUCUACCAUUUGUUGGAAGCAGCAGAGGGCCAUGCCAAGGAGGGCCAAGGCAUCAAGUCUGACAUCCCCCGAUACAUCAUCAGCCAGUUGGGCCUCACCAGGGACCCCCUGGAGGAAAUGGCCCAGCUGAGCAGCUAUGACAGCGGGAACCCAGAAACCCCAGAGACGGAUGAUUCAGUGGAUAGUCAAGGAGCUACAGUCCCGGCAGCUCCACCCCAGACUAAAACCAAAACACCUCGAGAGGAAGACUUUGAAAACAUCAAGCUCAUCAGUAACGGAGCCUAUGGAGCUGUGUUUCUGGUGCGGCACAAAGAGACCCGGCAGCGUUUCGCCAUGAAGAAGAUCAACAAGCAGAACCUGAUCCUGAGGAACCAGAUCCAGCAGGCCUUUGUGGAACGAGACAUCCUGACGUUUGCUGAGAACCCAUUUGUCGUGUCCAUGUUCUGCUCCUUCGAGACCCGGAGACACCUGUGCAUGGUGAUGGAGUACGUGGAGGGAGGAGACUGUGCCACGCUGCUCAAGAACAUCGGAGCUCUGCCCGUCGAUAUGGCUCGUAUGUACUUUGCAGAGACCGUCCUCGCAUUGGAGUAUCUGCACAAUUACGGCAUCGUGCACAGAGACCUCAAACCGGACAAUCUUCUCAUCACCUCCAUGGGACACAUUAAGCUGACGGACUUUGGCCUCUCAAAGAUCGGUUUGAUGAGUUUGACCACAAACUUGUAUGAAGGACACAUAGAGAAAGACACCAGGGAGUUCCUCGAUAAACAGGUGUGUGGCACUCCGGAGUACAUCGCCCCAGAGGUGAUCCUGCGUCAGGGCUACGGGAAGCCGGUGGACUGGUGGGCCAUGGGGGUCAUCCUGUACGAGUUCCUGGUGGGCUGUGCUCCAUUCUUCGGAGACACACCUGAGGAGCUGUUUGGUCAGGUCAUCAGUGACGAGAUCGUCUGGCCGGAGGAGGAUGAAGCUCUGCCUCAGGAAGCUCAGGACCUCAUCUCCAAACUGCUGAGACAGAACCCUCUGGAGAGACUGGGCACAGGAAGUGCCUUUGAGGUGAAGCAGCACCCGUUCUUCACCGAGCUGGACUGGAACAGCCUGCUGAGGCAGAAAGCUGAGUUCAUUCCCCAGCUGGAAUCUGAGGACGACACCAGCUACUUUGACACUCGUUCCGAUCGGUACCACCAUGUCGAUUCAGAAGAAGAGGACGACACCAACGAUGAUGAACAUGUGGAGAUCCGACAGUUCUCCUCCUGCUCUCCUCGCUUCAGCAAGUGUAACACAGCAGAAUACAAUCAUCAGAUUCACUCUGGCUGUAAACGUGGAGCCGCAGGGUCCGCCUCAGCUUUUCUGACCACCUGCUGUGUGCAGGUGUACAGCAGUAUGGAGCGUCUGUCUCUGCACGAGGAGAAGAGGACUCCUCCUCCCACCAAACGCAGCCUCAGCGAGGAGGGCGGAGAUCGAAUCGACAGCCUGAGCGGACUCAAGUCCAGAGACCGGUCCUGGCUGGUGGGGUCUCCUGAAAUCCUGCGGAAGCGUUUGUCUGUUUCCGAGUCGUCGCACACAGAGAGCGACUCCAGCCCGCCGCUGACGGUCCGGAGACGCUGUUGUUCAGCCAUCAUCGAGAUGCCACGCUUCGCCAUCUCUUCUGAGGAAGAGGGAGGCCAAGGUGCGGCAGGAAGUCGUAAGAGUCCCAGUCUGCUGGGUGCGAGCGCAGUGAGGGGCCCGCGGUGUGACGAGCUUCCCCUCGCCAUCCCAGAGCUCCCAGUGGAGAGAGAGCUGAAGCUGGAUGAGUCUCCCACCACGCCGAGCUCCACCUCCAGUCAGCUGAGCAGGGCCACGCUCACACCGGGCAGCUCAGGUGACGUGUGCGAUCGCGGUUACCGAGGUAACGGCAGUAACGGUGGCAUCAGUGGAGCGGCCAAAUGUGCAGCGGACAGCGACUCUCCGUCGACUCCGAGAGCCAUCAGCGACCUGGCGGCUCGCAGAGCUCGCCAUCGGCUGCUGUCAGGAGACGCCGACAAACACACAGCGACGCCGAGCUCCCGGCCCCUCAACAAGGUCAUCAAGUCGGCCUCGGCCACCACGCUGUCGCUGAUGAUUCCUGCAGACCACCAUGGAGCCUCUCCAUUGGCGAGCCCGAUGUCGCCCCAUUCGCUGUCGUCCAAUCCGUCGUCACGGGACUCGUCCCCGAGCCGGGACCUGUCCCCAGCCGUGAGCAGCACCAAACCUGCCAUUGUGAUCCACAGAGCAGGCAAGAAAUAUGGCUUCACCCUGAGAGCCAUCAGAGUAUACAUGGGAGACUCCGACAUCUACACAGUCCACCACAUGGUCUGGCACGUGGAGGACGGCGGACCGGCCCACGAGGCGGGACUGCGGGAGGGAGACCUGAUCACCCACGUCAACGGAGAGCCAGUUCACGGUCUCGUUCACACAGAAGUGGUGGAGCUCAUACUGAAGAGCGGAGCCAAAGUGUCCAUCUGCGCCACCCCGUUUGAGAACACGUCCAUCAAGGUCGGCCCCGCCCGAAAGACGGGCCACAAAUCCAAGAUGGCAAGACGCAACAAGAAGACCAAGACUAAGGAGGGACAGGACAGUAAGAAGAAGACGUCUCUGUUCAGGAAGAUCACCAAGCAGGCGUCUCUCCUCCACACCAGUCGCAGUUUGUCCUCUCUGAACCGCUCUCUGUCCUCGGGGGAGAGCGGCCCCGGCUCGCCCACGCACAACCUGUCACCACGGAGCCCCACGCAGGGCUACAGGUCCACGCCGGACUCCGCCCACUCUGUUGGUGGAAACUCAUCUCAGAGCAGUUCUCCGAGCUCCAGCGUGCCAAACUCCCCGGCAAGCUCUGGCCACAUCAGGCCCAGCUCCCUGCACGGCCUCGCCCCGAAGCUCCAGCGCCAGUACCGCUCGCCCCGACGUAAGUCCGCCGGGAACAUCCCCCUCUCCCCGCUGGCCCGCACGCCUUCACCCACCCCUCAGAGCAGCUCGCCGCAGCGCUCGCCCUCCCCGCUGCCCAGCCACACUCUAGGACAGCCUGCAGUGGGUCAGUCGUUCCCCGUGAAGCUCCACUCCUCCCCUCCCUUGGUGAGGCAGAUUUCCAGGCCGAAGAGCGCAGAGCCUCCACGGUCUCCGCUCCUGAAGAGGGUGCAGUCAGCUGAGAAACUGGCUGCCUCCCUCUCUAACUCCCCCUCGUCUCCCUCUGGGGUGGCAGCAGCGGGGGACAAGAAGCUGGCGGUGGGAGCAGCCGCAGGGAGCCGGAAACACAGUAUGGAUAUUUCACAUUCAGAUUUUAAGAAGGAGAUUCUGCAGAGAGAGCCGAGUCUACAGAGUCUUCAGGAGUCAACCAGCGAGGCUCUGCUGUCCUCAGCAGGGCGCGGCGUGGAGAAGGGCAGCCUGCAGAAACACUCCUCCUCAUCCAGGAAGUUAGGGCGCCAGGAGGGGGACGGCACUGUCGGCACGGUGUCCGGCUCGCUGGGCCUGGCUCCUGGGAAGAGCAAGCUGAAGGACAAACUGUCCGCCAUCCGACAGGACAGAGCCGAGCGGAGGGAAUCGCUGCAGAAACAAGACGCCAUCCAUGAGGUUGACUCCUCUGAGGACGAGACAGAUGAGGGCUCAGAGGACAGCCAGGACGGACGCCGGGGGACAGCCUUCACCCCUCCUCCCCUGCUGAGGCCCACCACGGUCAGAACGGGCCCUGGAGGCACGCUGCCGUCCCUCUGUCUCUCCCCCUGCACCCCUCAUGCCACGUUCUCCCCUACAGGGCCCUCGCAGGCCGGCAGGCCCGCCCCCUCCCACACACUCCCCUCUGUCACAGAGACCGUUUCUGGUCAGAGCACCUCCUUCCCUGCGGUGAAAGACACAAGGUCGGCUUCAUCUGCAGAAGGCAGUGCAAGACAAGAAAGGAAGGUUCUGGGGCCAAGCGGGACCACAAAACCCACUCAGGGCCCCCUUCCCUUUUCCACCCCAGGCAGUGCAUUCAUCUCAGUCAGCAAGGACACUUUCCUCAAGCCAAGCCCUCCCCAAGAAUCAAAGAGGCCUGCAGCAUCAGAGACCAGGGCACAGGGCCAAACCCUGUGCAGCCCUAAAACCACAGUCCCCUCUACUACCAUCACUACCAAUACUUCUGGCUGCAGAGUCUCCACAAUUACUACAGACUCCAGGAUUACCACUGGUACUACAGACUGCAGAACCACUGACAGCCAAGAGACUCCACGCACUUCCUGCUCUUCUCCUGGCAUCUCCAAGGAGAAGAAGGAGGCUGACAACCGGAGACUGUGUGCUGCUGCAGCUGCUGCUGCAGGCCUGAGUGUCCCGGCCUCAGCCUCAGCUCCUGAGAGCGGCGUGGACAAAGUUGUGUCCCAGCUUGCAACAGUAGCUAAAAGCGUUCUGGGCCCAGUCAAACUUAGCACCGCUGUGGACAAGAGCCAGAAGGACCAGAAACCAUCCAGAGGUGGCACCCCAGAAGUCCCACCAGCUGACCCCCUUUCAAUUCCCUCUAAGCACCUCACAACCCCUCAGGCGCCUCGCCUCUCCGAGUCCCCAUCCAAACAGAAAACCGCUUCACCGACCACCUCACAGAGGUCGACCAAAUCCUCAACCCAGAAAGACUGUGCAGCACUGCCACCAUCAUCCUGCAAGGACGUCCCAGAAAGGCCCACAUCAGAGACUGCAGGGAGGGACGACACUGCCUCGUCUGCAUCUGCACAGCGGCCGGCUUCAGCAGCCGCUCAGGCUGCCUUCAGCAGCCACCCCAGCUCCUCUGCACCAUGUGAGCCACAGCACAGGAGGUCCGAACCCCAGACGAAAACCACCACCACUGACGCCAUGCCUGCCUCCUCGCAACAAGACAAAACAGCCGGCAAGAAGACGUAGCAGCAAAAAGCAAAGAACCAGAACAGCGUGUACAGACCACGCAACUCAGUACUGGCUUGAGCUCUUAAAACUCACACAAACUGCAUGUUUGGAGGAAAACAUACGAGUUCCUUCGCACUAAUCAGAGUUUGACUUUCAGAGCAACAGAGAGACGUAGAGACAGAUGUGGUAGUCCAGUUCCAUUCCAGCUGUUCUGCCCUCUUUAAUGUUUGUGCAAGUUAUUUUGGUGUCCUGACUCUUUGUUUCCUGCUUUCAGACUAAAUGCCACAAGAAACUUUCCCCUUUUUGCAAAAAUACAUGGGGCUAGGAGUAAAGAGCUCAGCAGUCCAUGCUUGUCCACUUUUAGACACGACACGACUCAUCAGCUUCUCACCUUCAUGUUUGGCAGGGCCUGCAGCUGCAUGUUCCUCAGAUCAGGACGUGCCUUACUGAAGAUUGUAUCUCAGCAAUAAACUGCAGUGUAUCUUUAGCAGUCUGUGUAAACGUAUUGUAGUGAUUUUAACAGAAUUAAUCUGCACCAUCAGUGUGCUCUCAGCACCAGAUAGUUAGACCAAAAUUAAUUCUGGUCUCGCCGUUGUCCCUGGUGGUCCGAUACUGCGGGCCUGCAGGAAAGGGGGGCUCGUUUCACCACAGCUUGUGUAAAGCAGGCCUUGAUUUUUGAAUGUGUUUUCUUGAGUUCCAGGGAUUCAUUUCAGUGAAGUAGCACAGAUUUCACUGAAGCUUACAAUGAACACCAAGCUUGCUAUUAUUUAUUGUCAAAAGUUAUUUUGCUGUUUCACUUCUGCCCCAGUUGAUGUUUGGAAAGUACUGAUUCUCAUAGUGCAACAUGUGACAGUUAGAUCAGCUGCUUACAGGACUGCGUUUCAGUUGGUCCUUUCUGGAUCAGUUAAAGUAGCAAAUGUCGCUGGUGGCAGAUUAUCACAUGUAGCUCAUUGGUUUUGAAUGCUGAAAGUUAAACCUAAAGACAAUUGAAAAGCUAAUAGAUCUGACAAAAUCCCAUCAACCUGAACACCAGCGUGUUAGCAGGACUAUGGCUAACACACUUACUGGAUGUGUGUUAGCGCUUGCAGUCUUUGGAUUCAGAGCGUCUUUAGUUCCAAACAACACAGGGACUUGAAUCUGGCCUGAUGUUCCCGGUCACCUGCUCACACCUCCUGAAACAGGAACAGUUGAGCUGAAGAGUCCAUACUGAGCAUGCUCAGACUGAGUUCAGAACCACGCUGGUGUUGGACCUCUUUAUUUCUAGUCCCUGUUGGCCCCUGAAGGCUGCACUGCUUUUGUUUGUUAUCUGCACCAACUUGCUGUGUGUUUGCCUCUGAUCCUGUGAGAUGAUCAGACUUCACUGUGUGUGUGUGUGUGUGUGUGUGUGUGUGUGAGGGAGAGAGCGUUUCUUAAUUUGUGCAUGGUUGUCUAUGUGUGUAUAUAAUAUUUAAAGUUCUGUAGUGCAUCUGUUUUAUACCCUGAGUGUGUUCGGUCUGACUUUGUUCAGAACUUCCUGCUUCCUGUGAACGUUUCUGUCAGACUGCGUAUUGACUGGCGCUCAGGAGGUACAAACGAGGACGCAGUAACUGUUGGAGUUUUUCUUGUGUUUUCCUGGCUGUUCACCUUUCAUCUCCUCUGAUUCCUGCUGUACAUUUGAAACACAGGCGACUUGUCGAAUGCACAGUGAGUCCACUCGUGUCGAACGUGUCCUGCUCCUGUGACGAGUUGCUCUCACCAGGUGAACUCAGCUCCUGUUGGACAGAGUUCAGUGAUGUCAGUUUAACUGGUAAACUGUGUCAUGUUUACAUGUUCUUGUCAUUUUUCUUGAUGUGGUUUUUUUGUGCCUGUAGCCACCGAACCUCCUCUGACAGGCUGAGGUGAUUACCGGUCCUGGUCCAGGUGACUCCUGCUCUCAGUGUGCUGUGUGUGAUUAAGAGGUCACCUGUGACGGAGGAGGAGUCAGUGCUCAUGUGUUCAAAUCAUCUCGUCCGUGUUGAGGGGGUUAACAGGUGUGUCGUGGGGUCGAGACGUGUGCUGAGGAUGCGGACGUUGUGGUUCAGGAUUUAUCUGCCGAAUGCCUUGGCCAAUCAGACGGCCAGGAAGCUGAGGACUAAUGAGUUUAAAACUGCUUUUUUCUUUGUUGGCGUCAGGCUUGAACAGUUUAGUCCACCACAUUGGAUGUGAUUCAGAGUCACGAGUCAAGCGUCUCGCCUCUCAGUGUGGAAGAUCUGUAGGUUUGACGGGCUCCACGGUGGUAAAAUACAAGAUCUUUGUGAUCUGUGAGUAACAGAUGAGCCUCUGAUUGGAUAAGCUGCUCUCAGACCUGAAGCUGAUCAUCUCAGUGUUGAUAGUUUGUGUCGUUCACACUGAACUCUGACUCCACUGACUUGUUUAAAAGACUGAAAUGUAGAUAAUAACAAAAUCCGACCAGAUUUCAUGCUAGUGGCUCACAAAAUCAGGAUCAAGCAGGAUCAAUCGGUCACAUUUCCGAGCCUUAAAAUCCACAAGCAUCCUGUUGGCCUCCACUCUGAAUGAUUUCCGAGAGAGCCGAUCUCAGACUCAUCCAGCUGAAUAUUUUCCACUCGAUGAGCCCAGGCAGUAACGAGAGCCCGUCACCCUGCAGGAAGCUGCUCUCACUUUGGGAACAUUUACAGACUUCAAGUGGCCGAGAUGCAGAUUUUCAUCUUAAAUCUGUGCAGCCGAUCGGCCCCGUCUCAGAGCUCGGACAUUUAGGACUCGUCAUGACGAUUGUGUUGAGUCAGAACUGAUUGUUGUGGUUUCGGUUAAGCUUCUGUCUGCCUGAGCUGCUCGUUUCUGUUGACUCUCAUGGACGAGACUUCAGAUGAGGGCGGCUCUUCUGAGCUGUGUGUCAUGCUGUCCAUAAAGAGCGAUGAAGAGGUGCAGGGAGACAAAAGCUUGAGGAAGAUGUUGAGAGGGAGGUAAAACAUUGCUUGAGUAAAGCCAGUGCAAUAGCUUUUUAUUUUUUAUUGUGGUAAAAGCAUGUUGUUGUCAAUCUUACCUUCCAGUAAUAAAGUUUUUUUAUGUACA